Molecule: messenger RNA, 1224 nt
Organism: Sceloporus undulatus (fence lizard)
Lineage: Eukaryota; Metazoa; Chordata; Lepidosauria; Squamata; Phrynosomatidae
Product: actin, clone 302-like
Exons: 1
Coding region: 19-1131 (370 amino acids)
Biological process (GO): axonogenesis; cell motility
Cellular component (GO): synapse; axon; NuA4 histone acetyltransferase complex
Molecular function (GO): protein kinase binding; nucleosomal DNA binding
Source: RefSeq, a predicted model, not a curated record
CUACAGAUCGACUUAAAAAUGGUGGAUAACAAUAUUCCUACCUUGGUUAUCGUUGACAGCACUACAGUAUGCAAAGCAGGGUUUGCAGGACAUGAUGCCCCAAGUGUAGUAUUCCCCUCUGUUGUUGGGAGAAGAGGUAGGACAGCGAAGGACUUCUAUGUGGGAGAAGAAGCGCAGAGGAAGAGAGACAUCCUGACCCUGACACAUCCCAUUGACUAUGGAUACAUCUCCAACUGGGAUGACAUGGAGAAGAUCUGGCACCAUGCCUUCUACCAAGAGUUGCAGGUGGCUCCAGAGGACUAUCCAGUCUUGCUUACUGAAUGUCCAGUUAACUUUCGAAGCAACCGCGAGAAGAUGAUACAGAUCAUGUUUGAGACCUUCAGUGUCCCAGCCUUCUAUGUAGCCAUCCAGGCAGUGCUGUCUCUGUAUGCCUCUUCUCGAACCACUGGGGUUGUUGCUCUUGCCAGGGGCAGUCACGUGGACACUGUGCCCAUCUAUGAGGGCCAUGCCUUGCUGCAUGCUGUUCUAGUUCUCCGCACAGGUGGGAAUGACCUGACUAACUAUCUGCUGAAGAUGCUGACCGAGAGGGGCUACAGUUUCACCACUAUGGCUAAGAGAGAGAUCGUGAAAGAUAUUAAGGAGAAGCUUUGCUACGUUGUCCUGGACUUUGACCAGGAGAUGGCCGCUACUGCCUCUGCCUCCUCUUCCUUGGAGAAGACCUAUGAGCUGCCAGACGGGAAGGUGAUUAAACUUGGCAGUGAAUGCUUCAGGUGCCCUGAGGUCCUCUUCCAACCAGGUUUCGUGGGGAGCGAGUCAUGCGGCAUCCAUGAGACGCUGUUCAAUACCAUCAUGAAGUGUGACAGAGAUCUCCGGAAGGACAUGUAUGCCAACAUGGUGCUGGCAGGUGGGACCACCAUGUUCCCUGGCCUUGCGGAGAGGAUGCACACAGAAUUGGAAGCCCUGGCUCCAAAGGGAAUGAAGACCAAUAUCAUUGCUCCUCCCGAGCGCAAGGACUCAGUGUGGAUUGGUGGUUCCCUCUUGGCUUCUCUCUCCACCUUCCAGCACAUGUGGAUCACCAAGCAAGAAUAUGAUGAGUCUGGCCCAUCCAUAGUCAGCCGCAAAUGCUUUUGACUUUUUUUUACUGCUUUCAUGCAUAAACAGAAUAAUAAUGUAGAUAACUUUAGCUAGUACUCCCUACCCGUUCUUGGCCCAAGGGCUAGAUGA